AUGGCAAGCAAUAAAAGAAAAAUACAAAUUUUGGAAAAUAGAGUAAUUCGCCCUGCAGUUAUUGACAGUGAUAGUGACAGCAGUGAAGAAAUAUUUUCCACUAAGAAAACUAAAAAAGGAUUUGGAAACAAAUGUGCACGGAAAACAAAGCACAAGCGUAGCCCCAGUGGAAGAAAAUUUCAUAUUCUUAAACCAGUCUCGUUUUCACAUGUAACUAAAACAGAAUGUAAAAAUAAACCUACACCACAGACAUCAAAAGGAUUGUCUUCGCCUAGCUCAUCGUCAUUGGAACGAUUUAGUAUGUAUAGCUCAAGAGGAUGCAGUCCUUCGCUAAACAAUAUAUCAGCUUCUAAGCUUAUGCACGGCAUCAAAAUAGAUGAAAGCGAAUAUCAUGACUUGAUAAAUCUAAGAAACGAUAAUAAAAAGAUAAAAAAGAAAAAUGAAAUAGAAAGGAAAGAUCCAAAGACAAAACUUACAUUCACUUAUUCUUUUGAAGACAGUAUGUCGCAAGGGUUAACUGAAAGUAAUGAAAAUUGUGUUUUUUAUGACGAAGAACGUAAUAAACAGUUUGAAGAAAAUGAAAGACAGAAAGAAACACUUAAUGACGAAGCAGAGAGAGAGAAAGAAACAGAAAAUGUUGAUGUAGAAGAUGUAGAAGAGAGAGAGGAAGAAACAGGAAAUGCUGAAGAGGAAGAUGAAGAUGCAGAGAGAGAGAGGAAGAAACGGAAAAUACUGAGGAGGAAGAUGAAGAGCAGGAAAGUGGUGACACAGGCGAUGAUGAGAGUGAUGAAUAUUCUGCAAGUGAAGUUGUAUCGGAUAUAG
Messenger RNA from Parnassius apollo (apollo), 822 nucleotides. Lineage: Eukaryota; Metazoa; Arthropoda; Insecta; Lepidoptera; Papilionidae. The record is from the annotation of a GenBank genome assembly.